Pogonomyrmex barbatus (red harvester ant) is the source of this 6917-nucleotide messenger RNA. RefSeq names its product zinc-RING finger and ankyrin repeat domain-containing protein rolling pebbles (gene rols). Gene Ontology annotation, molecular function: protein binding. The record is from RefSeq and is a predicted model, not a curated record. NCBI's taxonomy places the organism in Eukaryota, Metazoa, Arthropoda, Insecta, Hymenoptera, Formicidae.
AACGAUCGUAAAGAUCGGCAAAGUCGGAGCGGUCACGGCAAGCCAUUGCGGCCACUAGCUCGAUCAAGCCGGUGAAUGCAGUGAACAGCAAUGAACCAAUCGGCCGCAGUCUGCCGGUGCCUGCCAGUGUUUGCCAGUGUCCGCCUUGCUGGCCAAUCAGCCGAGCCAGACGGUAAGCGUCACGUGGGCGAACGGCCACCGCGCCGCGCUGAGCGCUCAGCCGCGUUGCACGUUGCGCGUUGCGCGUUGCGCUGCGCUUCGUUGCUUCGUAUUUUUUUACUUUGCUGUUUCGCGCAUUCGCGCUGCGCUCAGCCAACUCAGGGCCACUCACGAGAGUGGGAUAGUCGGUGCUGGUCAGUGUCAGUGCGUCGCGAACCUCGAUCGCGCGUGCUUGCGCGUUCGUAUGUUCUUUUAACGUUUUGCAGAGAAAAGUGAAAGAAUUUGAAAAAAAAAAAAACAAACAGAUAGAAUAAAAGGAAGGUAGAAAAAAGAGGAUGAGUGCGACGCGAAAUACAUCGAAAGUCUCAAUAAAAUUUCGUGGCUUUGCUAUUAAUCGUUGUGUAUGCGCGCGAGGUAUGAUUCCAUAGUAGCCAUGAGUAGCCGUGAGUAACCGUGAGUAACCGCAAAUCGACGAGAUCGAGAUCACUGAGAUCACCGAGACCAUCGAGACCAUCGAGACCAUCGAGACCAUCGAGACCCGUCAAGCCGUCAGGUGCACGCUCCGAUUCUCCGUUAGUCGUACUACCCGCUACUAUUUACCGAUUUACUACUCACACAACUCGCUCAACUGCUCAACUGCUAUUCCAGCUUAUGGAUAUGUGUCACGUGAUUCGAGUGUAUUAUUUUACUCGGUGCAAUGUAUCGUGCAAUGUGUCGUGCAAGGAUCUCUGUCGAAUUAAAAUCUGCACCUGAAAGAGAGUAAGAAAGAGACACUUGUACGGCAGAGAAGAGUGUGAAAAAGGAAAGAAAAAAGGAGCGACAUGGCGCCCCCCGAUAGAUCGCCUCGCCCCAACUCCGGUCUUAGCCUCUCCGUACUCGAUCUAGCGCAGAUACGAGCGUUGGUCGAGUCGACGGGGAUGCUAGGCGGAUCUACGUGUCCAUCCUGCGAAAUGCCAUUCGACAAAGGCAAGAAACGUCGCCUGAUCGACUCCUGCGGCCACGAGCGUUGCUAUUCCUGCUUGUUUCGUAGCGAAGUCUGUCCGCUCUGCCUGCGUGGUUACGAUCUCAACAAUGACGACGGAUUGGAAGAAUCGUCUCUCAGGGAUGUUUCUUCGACUCCGCUGCCCACCUUCGCGCUCACGGAUGGUUGGCUCGAUGAAUCAUCAACGGUAAAUUCUCUCUGUGGCAGCCCCAGGCUACGCACUAAGAUUACCACGAGGACUAAUCUGCCGUCGCGUGUCAUACACCAGCGCAGCGGGGCAGAAAAUCUCUCGUUGAUAACAAUAGCUAAAAACUUGAAAAGCAAAGCAUCGAUACACGCAGAUUCUUCUGUCUCUCAAGAUCGACAGAAACUUAAAAUGACGCAAAGUUGUCCUACACCACCGAACCAACGAAGAAGAUUUUUCCUCAACCCGAAAGUACUAAGAAGUUCCGUCCAGAGAUCUUCGAGACAUACUACAUCUUCGCCCGAACCAAUUGCAAAUGAUAAUCCUUCUGCCUUAUCAGCUUGGAUGACUUCGUCCUUGGAAAGAAAAGCGAGAUGGCCCGGCGUUGUUUUGGGAAAAAUCAAGUCUUUGUGGAGCAACAGUCAAGGCACAGCUAACGACGGGUUGAAUCAGCUUAUUGGCUCGUCGAAUAAAGUUGCAGAUGAUGAGGGUGGUUGCGUGAAACCACUGCCUUCGAAAACUAGAAAAUCAUCACAAUCGGAUCUGUACAUGAGGCUGGGUUUGCUAUUGGGAUCCAAUCGAGCAAGCGCAAGCGUGGAAUCAGGUGCGUGUCCGUCACGAGUUUCGAUACAAGGACAUGACAGCUCCGCGGCCUCUUUCAGCAGCUUGACCAGCUUUGAAACACAGACAUUGGCUUCGACGAAUACGAGCCCAGUAUCGACAUUAACGGGUACAUCGAGCGAAGCGGAAGCCGCCGCGGCACUACGAUGUCCCAUCAAGCCAAAAAUCAAGACCAAGGGGAAGACCAAAUCCAGAGAUUGCGACAGCGCUGGCAGCCUAGCAUCUAUUUCCACAUCAUUAUCCGCGUCCACGUCAAUGUCUAUGUCUAUGUCUGUCUCCGUGUCAGGUCUCUCAAAUGGUAGUUCCAGUCCGCUCGCGCCCAGAAGAUAUCUCGCCAACACCGCGCAAGCCAGUCAAUCCCACAAUCAAACUGACGAUCUCAGUCAAUUGAAGAACAGACGAUUCUGUGCCCGAAAAUCAGCAAGAGCUGGCAAUAUUAAAGGUCCCAUGGAUGCUAAAUUACGUUUCAUUCAGCAUCAUACGACGCAAUUGAAUCUGAAGCCACUGUUCUUCGAAGUACCGUUACUAGAAGAAGAUCCACUUUUCGCAGGACGACAGUGGUUGUUACAUGAAUUAGAAUCCCUGAUCAAUGGUUCUAGCCCUGGCAUCUUGAUUUCCGGAUCACCAGGUACAGGGAAAACUGCGCUCGUUCUACAAUUGGUAGAACAUAGUUGUUUCGGAAGAAGGAAAGAACAGCCAAGACCAGCGGAAGUAAGCGAGGAAUGCGACGAAAGGGAGAAACAGAAUACUAACGCGACUCUGCAAGCUAACAUUCGGAAUACUAACGAAAAGGUCCGUGAAUUGGCGUCACACGUUGUAGCUUAUCACUUUUGCCAAGCUGACAACAACAGUACCUGCCUAGUCCCAGAUUUAAUUCACUCACUGGCGGCACAACUUUGCCAGGCUCCUCAAUUGAUCUCAUAUAGAGAAUACCUUUUGUCCGAACCCCAUCUUCAAGGCUCAUUAUCGCAAAGGGAAUGCACCGUCAACCCAGAUCUUGCGCUUUCGAGAGGUAUCAUCGAGCCUCUUUUGACUCUGAAGAAAGCCAAUAGAUUAUCAGCUUCGAAUGUGAUAAUAUUAAUUGACGCCGUUUGCGAAGCAGAAUAUCACAGACCGGACAGAGGCGAUACUAUAGCUUCUUUCCUAACUAGACAUGCACCUAACAUUCCCAAUUGGUUAAAGAUUGUUUGCACAGUUAGAACGCAAUUGCUGGACUGUGCGAAACAAUUACCAUAUACGAGAAUUUCGUUAGAUAAGACUACAAACGAUGCGAUUGGUAACAGCAUUGCGAAGGAUUUGUCCGAUUACAUUGGUUAUAGAUUAGCGCAGAGUCCUUCUAUCCAGUCAAAUGUAGCUGCAUCGAUAAAUGGCAAAACAGAAUCAUCAUGUAACGCGAAUCAAGCAAGAUUUUCUUCACAUUUACUUGCACUAGCUAGAGGUAGUUUUCUCUUUGCCAAAUUGACGCUUGAUCUCAUCGAGAGUGGACAUUUAGUCGCUAAAUCUGCAAGUUAUAAGGUAUUACCGGUUUCUCUCGCACAGAUUUUCCAAUUACAUUUUAAUUUGAGAUUUCCUACGGCAACAUCGUUUGACAAAGUACAACCUCUUCUAGCCGUUUGUCUGGCAGCUUUGUAUCCACUGACUCUACCCGAAAUUUUCUAUUCCGUCAAUUCUUUAAAUAUAGAUCACUUUGUUUCAUGGGACGACUUUUUACAGAGAUUUAACAUGCUCUCUGGCUCUCUCGUGAAACGUUUAGACAAUACAUACAUGUUCUUUCACCCAUCGUUCAGAGAAUGGUUGAUGAGAAGAGAUGAAGGAGAAGCAACAAAGUUUCUAUGUGACUAUAGACUCGGUCACGCAGCGAUAGCGUUCCGACUAUCUCGUUUUCAAGCGCCAUUGGAUGGUGACAAAGCUUUAGAAUUAGGCCAUCAUGUGUUAAAAGCACAUGUUUACAGAGGCGUGGCUCCAUGUUGGCCUUCGCGCGAUUUACAAGCCAUUUGGCUGACUUUAGCGACAGAUUGCAUCUCCACUGCGUUGUGCACGCUUCGGAACAUUUACAGUCCAAAUGUCAAAGUAUCGCGAUUGCUCCUGCUGGCAGGUGCAUCACCGAAUCACAUUACCGAGUAUUUGGGUAAUGCACCGGCUUUAUGCAUGUAUGCGCACGAAGGUUCCGUCGAGAUGGUAUCGCUUCUUCUUGAGUUUGGCGCCGAUGUUGAACUGACUAAUAGUCAAGGUUGUACCGCGCUAUCAUUAGCAGCUGCUCGAGGACAUUGUGACGUAGUGAGAAGACUGGCCGCCGCUGGUGCUUCGUUGGGACAUGUAGAUACUGCAGGCCAAUGUCCUUUGGUGCACGCGGCCAGACACGGAAGACUAUCCGUGGUUGGAUAUCUUCUCGCUUGCGAUUGGGUACCAGCCAGUGAAAACAAAGCAGAAAAUGACGCUUUGGAAAUAGGCAGAGAAGAGGCCGCCCAACAAGCUGUUGUCGCGGCUGCAUCACAAGGUCAUGAAGCGGUCGUGGAAUACCUUUUAGAUAUGGCCGAGGUAAUCGUAGAUCGUCCCGAUACACUAAUAGGCGAAACUGCUCUGACGAUCGCCGCUGCAAACGGCUCGACUGCAACAGUGUCUGCACUUUUGGCCCGUGGCGCUAAUCCUACAGCUGUAAACGCGAAAGGUCUUUCUCCUCUUAUGCUCGCCGCCAGAGAAGGGCAUUGGGGUACUGCCGAACGUCUCCUGCAAGGAGAUAUAUCCAUCAACACGGAUACUGUAUCGCUUCUAGAACAACGCGAUCUCGUUGGUCGUACCGCUUUGAUGUUGGCCGCUUCCGAAGGUCAUACCAAUCUGCUUGAAUUAUUGCUCGAUAAGGGCUCAAUCCUAGAAACAAAGGACAAGGAGGGACUCACCGCUCUCGGUUGGGCUUGCGUUAGAGGACGCGUAACCGUCGUACAAAUGUUACUCGACCGUGGCUCGAAUGUCGGUACGAACGAUAACUCUGGUAGAACUCCUUUGGAUUUGGCUGCAUUCCAGGGUAAUCCAAAACUAGUACAAUUAUUACUCGAGAAGGGAGCCGCGGUGGAACACGUUGAUCUUCAUGGCAUGCGACCUUUGGAUCGAGCUAUCGGAUGUCGAAAUAUACUAGUAGUUCAAUGCUUUUUACGUCGUGGCGCUAAACUAGGUCCCGCCACAUGGGCCAUGGCAGCAGGAAAACCAGACGUCUUAAUCAUCUUAUUAAAUAAGCUCUUAGAGGAUGGCAAUGUUUUAUAUCGAAAGAACAGAUUGAAGGAAGCGUCACAUCGAUACGCGUACGCUCUUAGGAAAUUUCCAAUUUCACCGGAAGAAGAUUGUCAAGGACAGGAACAAGGUCAUAUGAUUCUGCAGCUUCAAACUUUUACACAGCUUCGCUUGAAUUUUCUUCUAAAUCUGAGCCGAUGUAAACGCAAGAUGAACGAAUGCACCGAAGCUGUUGAACUCGCUGACGAGGCUCUCAGCAUCCGACCCGUUUCUUACGAAGCAUUUUAUGCUAGAGCUAAAGCGCGUGUAGACUUACGCAUGUUCGAAGACGCUUUAUCGGAUGUUCAAGAGGCUCUCCAAAAUGCUCCAGCUCACAACAGACAAGAUCGCAGGGUACUUGCAUCUUUGAAAGAUGAGAUUAUCUCUCGAAUCGAUGGUGCGGAGAUCAAUAAAGAACAUGAUGAUUACAUCACUAAAUCUCGUCUUCGGGCGUCAGUAGACACUCUUACUGAACUGUAAUGAUAUUUGAUUAACACUCGAAUAAGUUAAAAUUAUAUAAAUCGAUUCAAGGCCGAAUUUAGAAGACGAACGAACAAAGCUUAACUUGAAUUUUCCUAAAAAUCUAAACAAAUGUAGAAAUCUCACACUACAUCUGUUGUGCAACAUCUGUUAUUAAAUAGUAGCGAAAAUGCAUUGAAGUCAAAAAGCAUAUCUAUAGCCAAUAUUAUAAUUUUCCAGUAUAGCCAAAAAAUGAAAAAUCGAGAAUAUAAUAUUGUUGAACAAUUCGCGCAGAUUCGUAUUGAUAAAUAUUCAUAGUUCGUUUAUCUAUUAUCAAUGUUUUGAAAUAUGUUUUAUUGCACACACACACACACACACGCGCGCGCGCGCGCGCGCGUUGUGUGCAACUUUUUAUACAUUUUAUAUACUUAUGUGUAUGUAUAUGUUUACAUAUACAUACAUACAUACAUGUGAUCGUUUAUUAUUCCAGUCUGGUAAUUGGUUUUAGAGAGCAUCAUUUUAAUUUAAAGAAAAACUAUUUAAUUGUGUUUUUAUCAGUAUUUUAUAUUGCUAGAAAUAUAAUCGUAGCGCAAUAUUUUUUAAUGUAUUAAAUGCAUAAUUAUGUACAAUCAAGUACAUUACAAAAUUUUUCAGUUAUAUGCUGAAUAUACUGAACAAUCACAAAAAUCUUCAACUCGGACAAAAAAAUAUCAGAUUCAUUUCUAAUAAAAUGUAAAAAGCUCUUUUUAAUGUUCAACUUGGCAGAAAUAUUUAUCAUGCUGUAUCUUGCCAUAUGUAUACAAGAUGAUUCAAAAUUAAUGCGACAAGUGCUAAAUCAAUUUUAGCGCGUAUUUCGAAUUAGACAUUAUCUUUGAAUAUUAAAUUAUAUUUAAAUUUAUUUUCAUUAUUAAAGUGAUAUUAACUUUUUACUUACAAUUGUAAGUCAAAGUCAAUAUCACUUUAAUAAUGAACACUAAACAGCAUUCUUCAUUCGACAUGGGCCUAUAAUAGAAGCAUCUUGUAUAUAUGUAUUCGUGUAUACAAAAUAUCGAAUCAUACUGCCUACAUUCGAAGAAAUCAUUUACAUAGGAUUACUAUACUCGCAAAAUAUAUAAUGCUCAUGUCUAACGAGCUUGAUCGAAGAGUGUAUAGCUCCAUUAUACGAGCGUUCCAUGAAAACAAUUAUGUUGAAUGUUAUUGACUCCAUCAUAACAAACAAAGGUGUCAAAUAAACUAACUUUUUAUUAA